Theobroma cacao (cacao) is the source of this 974-nucleotide messenger RNA. Its product is annotated as chaperone binding / ATPase activator. Gene Ontology annotation, cellular component: cytosol. The record is from RefSeq and is a predicted model, not a curated record. NCBI's taxonomy places the organism in Eukaryota, Viridiplantae, Streptophyta, Magnoliopsida, Malvales, Malvaceae. Gene Ontology annotation, molecular function: ATPase activator activity; protein-folding chaperone binding. Gene Ontology annotation, biological process: protein folding; positive regulation of ATP-dependent activity.
UUUGAUCCGCAAGCAUAGAGAGAAAUCAAUCCAAAUGGAGAAUGGAGGAGUGGAGAAGCAGCAGGGAGCAUCCUACACUUAUUGGGUGAGAGAAGCUAAAGAGGACGCCGCUCCCCUCCCUCUUCCCAAGAAACUCACCCCUCAAGACAUCCUUUGCAACCAAUCUCACCAUGCAACUCUCGGUUCUGUCUGGAAUCGGGCUGGAACUUGGGAGGAGAAAAACCUUAAUAACUGGGCUACCCAGAGAAUAAAGGAGUUGCUUAAAUCAGUGAUUUCCUUGGACUUCUCUUGCGGCAAGGCUGAAAUCGCUGAUGUAACAAAGUGUGCUGGCGAUGCAUUUUUGGUGACUGUGCGAAACAAGAAGCGUGUUGGCUACACUUAUGAGUUGACGUUAAAAAUCAAAGGUGAGUGGCUUCUACGGGACGAGAGAAAAACUGUUAAGGGCCAUAUAGAUAUCCCAGAAUUCUCGUUUGGUGAGCUGGAUGAUUUGCAGAUGGAGGUGCAGCUUAGUGAAGAGAAGGAUCUUCUGCAGCAAGAUAAGCUGCAGAUUAUCCAGGACUUGAAGCUAUUUUUGCAGCCUGUCCGUGAGAAAUUGCUUCAAUUUGAACAGGAACUGAAAGAUAGGUAGCAUGGCAAAAGUAUGGGGUUUGUCUUCAUUUAAACUCUGGUUUUAACAAAAUUUAUUGGACUGUACCUGUAUUCUCUCAUCUCUUGUUAUCCACUACUUAUCCAAUUGAUGUAAUGGAGCAUAAGAUUGUUGAGGAGGCAAAGCUUUCUAGCAAUGCUUCAAUUUGCUACUAUUGUUGAGAUCGAAGACGACUAGGAUUGCCUUCCUGCAUGUGGUACUACGGAAUUGCAAGUUUCCACAAAUAUUUGUCUUGUGUUUUGCUUGCAUUUGAUUGAUCUUUAUAUCACAUCUUGAGGAAAAAAGACACUGAACCAUUUGAUAAAAGAUUUUACUUGUCUUGGUAUUA